AUGAGUUUGCUCAGUCUGGGCUACCUCGCCUGGGAUCCAAACAGUCCUAAUCAGGUGGAGAUUGACGAGGGAGUGGAGACUUUUGGAGACAGCUCUCCUUCAGCGGCGCAGCCUCCUCACAUCAUCUUCAUCAUGACCGACGAUCAGGGAUUUAAUGACAUUGGAUAUCACAGUUCAGACAUCAAAACUCCUACGUUGGACAAACUGGCUGCAUAUGGAGUUAAAUUGGAGAAUUACUACAUUCAACCCAUCUGCACCCCAUCCAGGAGCCAGUUCAUGACAGGGAGGUACCAAAUCCACACAGGUUUGCAGCACUCCAUCAUUCGGCCCCGGCAGCCAAACUGCCUGCCUCUGGACCAGGUCACUCUGCCACAGAGGCUGCAGGAGCUGGGCUAUGCCACACACAUGGUUGGGAAGUGGCACUUGGGCUUUUACAAAAAAGAAUGUCUGCCAACACGUCGUGGAUUUGAUACUUACUUAGGCUCCUUAACGGGGAGUGUAAACUACUAUACCUACAGCUCCUGUGACGGCCCUGACCUGUGUGGAUAUGACCUGCAUGAAGGAGAGACAGUAGCGUGGCGUCACAAAGGGAAAUACUCAACACACUUGUACACUCGGCGAGUACGCAAGAUCUUGGCAAAUCACGACCCAAAGGCCCAGCCAUUAUUUAUCUUCCUCUCCUUUCAGGCGGUGCACACUCCCCUGCAAUCACCUCAGGAGUACAUCGACCCAUAUAAGGACCUGGACAAUGUUGCACGCAGGAAGUACGCAGGUAUGGUCGCUGCUGUAGAUGAAGCAGUUCGAAAUAUCACAUAUGCCCUUCGCAAAUAUGGAUACUAUAAAAACAGUGUGCUCAUCUUCUCCACUGACAAUGGGGGCCAGCCUCUGUCUGGGGGCAACAACUGGCCUCUGCGAGGGCGCAAAGGUACAUAUUGGGAAGGGGGUAUCAGAGGUUUGGGCUUUGUGCACAGCCCUCUGCUCAGAAGGAGGAGGAGAGUGAGCAAUGCCCUGGUGCAUAUCACUGACUGGUAUCCAACCCUUGUGGCAUUAGCUGGUGGUAAUAGUUCCAUGACUGAAGGCUUAGAUGGGUUUGAUGUUUGGGAAGCCAUCAGUGAGGACAAAGAGUCUCCAAGAUAUGAAAUCCUACAUAAUAUUGACCCACUUUACAACCACGCUCGAAGUGGAUCAUUGCAGGAGGGCUAUGGCAUAUGGAAUACAGCUAUCCAGGCAUCUAUACGGGUUGGAGAUUGGAAACUUCUGACUGGAGACCCAGGGUAUGGAGACUGGAUUCCGCCUCAAAUUCUUCCUGGGUUUCCAAAUACUUGGUGGAGCCUUGAGCGACACCUUGAGCCAAAGAAAUCCAAAUGGCUGUUCAACAUAGCUACAGAUCCUUACGAGCGCCGCGAUUAUGCAGAUGAAAGACCGGAUAUUGUGUACGAACUUCUGGCCAGACUUGCAUUCUACAAUCGCACAGCGGUGCCAGUGAGGUACCCCUCGGAGGACCCGCGGGCCGACCCCAGCCUCAACGGAGGGGUAUGGCUGCCAUGGGUGGAGGAUGAAGAAGACGAGGAGUGGUAUGACAGCCGCCAGACAGAGCAAAGUGACUGGAGGAGGAAGCUUAAACUCUCCCAAAGCAUGUCAUUACUCAAGAGUCUUCAGUCCAAAUUGUUGUCCAAUUGGAUAUAA
Molecule: messenger RNA, 1686 nt
Organism: Knipowitschia caucasica
Lineage: Eukaryota; Metazoa; Chordata; Actinopteri; Gobiiformes; Gobiidae
Source: the annotation of a GenBank genome assembly